GGUCAAUUAGUGGUGUGCUGCCAAACUGCGUGUGUUUGUCGUCGAACUGAGGAAAAAUACUCAACCAAACUGGGUUUUAUUUAAAGUGCUUAACGCCAAGAAACAAUGAACAAACUUAAAUCAACGCACCGUGACAAAGUCAAAAAAUUUAUUUCACUCACACAAACAGGAGAGCAGACUGCAAUCUUCUGUCUUCAGAAAAACGACUGGAAAAUUGAGCUGGCGUGUGAUAACUUUUAUCAAGAUCCGGACUAUUACCGAGAACUUGAUAAAAAAAAAAUAGAACAUUUGUUUACAAGAUAUCGGGACCCGUGCGACCCUCAAAAGAUCAAUUCUCAAGGAGUGAUUCGAUUUCUAGAGGAUCUUGAGCUCAGUCCUGACUCAAAAUUAGUGCUUAUAAUAGCCUGGAAAUUUCACGCAGAGGUUCAGUGUGAGUUUUCCCGAGACGAGUUUAUAACAGGCAUGUGUGAUGUGGGUGUGGACAGUAUUGAGAAGCUGAAGUCUAAGCUCCCAAUGUUAGAGCAGGAAUUAAGUGACGCUGGCAAAUUUAAAGAGUUCUAUCAUUUUACAUUUAACUACGCUAAGGAUCCAGGUCAAAAAGGAAUCGAUUUGGACAUGGCUAUUGCUUACUGGUGCAUCGUGUUAAAUGGUCGUUUUAAAUUUCUGGAUAUUUGGUGCAAGUUUUUAGAAGAAAAACAUAAGCGGGCUAUAUCUCGUGACACUUGGAAUUUACUCUUGGAUUUUGCAACGGUCAUUGAUGAUAAGAUGAGCAACUACGACUCUGAGGGUGCUUGGCCUGUGUUAAUUGACGAUUUUGUUGAAUGGUGGCAUGAAAAUUAUUUAGUUAAAGACGAGUCCUUGUUUAAAAGCUAUAGUUCACAGACGCAUCAGUCUAAUUCUCAACAACAGCAUAAAAACAUAUCCAACUCUUACCAGGCUGCCCAUAGUACAAAUAUGAAUUAUGGCUAGCGGUUACUACAAUACAAAUUAACCAACUGCUAUUAUUCGGAUUAUUAUAAUGCGAUUUAAAGAACUACGAUUUAAUUACAUUUAUCAAUAAAAAAAACAUCAAUAAACAAAAUUAUUAAGCUGUA
Scaptodrosophila lebanonensis is the source of this 1094-nucleotide messenger RNA. It is a transcript of the gene SCCRO, whose product is annotated as DCN1-like protein. Gene Ontology annotation, cellular component: ubiquitin ligase complex. The transcript has 3 exons. The record is from RefSeq and is a predicted model, not a curated record. Gene Ontology annotation, molecular function: ubiquitin-like protein binding; ubiquitin conjugating enzyme binding; cullin family protein binding. Gene Ontology annotation, biological process: protein neddylation; positive regulation of ubiquitin-protein transferase activity. NCBI's taxonomy places the organism in Eukaryota, Metazoa, Arthropoda, Insecta, Diptera, Drosophilidae. The coding region runs from base 106 to 969 and encodes 287 amino acids.